Bombina bombina (fire-bellied toad) is the source of this 1500-nucleotide messenger RNA. Its product is annotated as vasculin-like protein 1. Lineage: Eukaryota; Metazoa; Chordata; Amphibia; Anura; Bombinatoridae. Bases 1009 to 1500 code for a protein of 163 amino acids. The record is from RefSeq and is a predicted model, not a curated record. Gene Ontology annotation, molecular function: RNA binding; DNA binding. Gene Ontology annotation, biological process: DNA-templated transcription; positive regulation of DNA-templated transcription. Gene Ontology annotation, cellular component: nucleus. The transcript has 5 exons.
CUAUGGUUAUGCUCCGGGGGUCGCCAUUUUGGUGCGCGCUUUGUUAUGGUUUGUGAGGAGCAGGAAGCGGGCACCGAAGUGAAGGAAUAGCACAGUAAUCAUUUGUAUUAGACGCCGCUCCGUCCUCUGCGCUAGACGCCCAUAAGAAACCUCUGCACAAAGAAUGCAUCUUGUGGAUAUAGAGCUCAGAUUUGUUCUGCUGUGACUACAAUAUUUGAUUCUCUGGAGUUGCACCCAUCCUCUCCAUACCUGUUUACAGCUGCAUUUUUUAAAUAUCACUUUUUGCAACCCUUACCAAUGUUGACGAGGCAUGUAAAAUGCAGCAUUGAAUCUCAGUUCCUCGUUUUGUCUUAAUGCCAUUUUCUUCAUGACAAUGGAUGUUUUUCUUCAUGCCCUCCUGGAUGUGCGAGAUUUAGAUUAGUGGAGACGCCUCAGUACUAUAUUAUAUAUUUAGGCUUUGGUUCAGCUUUACCUUUUAAAAUUAAUGAGGGCACCAAACACAUGCACUGGGGAAUUUGCAUGCCAGACUCAGGCUUCUAGUGGGCUAUUUUCCAAAAGCUCUGAUUGCAAGCUUCUUUAAAUCUGAAUGGACACGGAUAUGAUCCGAACACCAUUCUUCGUUGACUCAAAAAGAACACAAAACUCUAUUUAAUGGGGGAAAUGUGGUAGCUUAUUUUUCAUUAUACAUUUACUCUAUUUUAUCCCCAUGUGAGUUUCUAUUUCACUUUUUUUAUUUGACUAGCAAAAACGGACAUAAUGAGCACUUAAGGAAGGAAGCGCUUGCUAGAUUUUGCUGGCAUGUAGAAAUAGGGUUCUUGCCCUGCUAGGCUUCUUGAGGGGCUGUCCCUUCCCCUCAUUUCCAGCAUUAGAUAACCCAAUUCUAAAAGGAAUCCCCCACGCCAUCCCAAAAAACUGGAAGGAGCUGCUAAGAAUUAAACGUGAAGGCAGGCACUGCCUUGGCCAUGAGGAUUAAUGCCUCGCUUCAUUGACUGGAGACUGAGGACCUAAAUGGCGCAGCAUGACUUUGUUCCUGCUUGGCUUAACUUCUCUACACCACAGACCACCAAGUCACCCGCAGGCGUUGUUGAGAAACAUGGAGAACAUCUUCCAAGGGGUGAGGGUCGUCUGGGUGUGAGUCGCAGGAGACACAACUCUUCUGAUGGGUUCUUCAACAAUGGGCCUCUCCGCACCACUGGAGAUUCCUGGCAUCAGCCUUCCCUUCUGCGUCACGACUCUGUGGACUCCGGGGUCUCUAAAGGCACAAAUCAGAGCACUCAGGCAGGAUGGCAUGGAACGACCCGUGGGCAGGAUGGUGCCAUGCAGAGGGUUGGAGGAAAUGGCAGCAAUGGAGCAGGAAAUGGAGGCCAGCGACAUCGAAACGGCAGCGCCAUAUCUCGUAAAAACCCAGCCCUGCAGGAAAAACUGCCGCCCGAGACCAGAGAGGAAAAGAACGCGGAACGUAAAAAGCUGCAGUUUGAAGAGGAGGAUUUUGUAUGUUGA